ACUAAGUCGAUUGUCCUGUCACAUGGUUUCAUUAGCUUACCCUGCUUGUCACUGUGCUGUCUCUUGUCUGUAAAAGUGAGGGGACUGUGGACGUGGCAUUCCUGUGCAUAUGUGCAUAUGGCAUGUGAUAGCUCCUACACUGUGGUUAUCGUCCCUCUGCAGAACAGCCUGUACAGCUCGGACGCUCUGCGAUUUUUCCACUGGCUGAAGAGACUGCAUGCUCUGGAGAGAGAGAAGGACAGUCUGUGGAUUGGACUGGAGGUCUUGGAACAGGCUCGAUUUUGGUAUCAAUACCAGCUUGAUCGAGUCAACCAGAGGCAUGAAAGGAUCGGGAUGAGGAAACAUGAUGAAGAAGAAGAGGGCUGGUCAUGUGCAUUACGCUCUGCUAUGCAGCGUGUGAAUGGAAGUCUGGGAAGUUUGCUGAACAAUGCAUAUGUGUGUAGGGCAGUCCCUGAUGAGAAAGAAGGCUCAGACUGGUUUCUGCGCUGGACCAAUGCCACACUUACCCAGGAGGUGAGUCAAAAGAAUGACAGGAUUUCCAUGUUGGAGUUUGAGAAAGAGCUACUCAUUCAACAACAAAAGAAUGAAAUAAACUUGUGAGCUCCGAAGAGACAAUUGUACUCCGUCACUAACUAUGUAAAAUGUCCUUAAAUGAGCCUUUGAAUGUGUCUAAAGUCUAUGGUCUUAUUUAAGGUUACAGUUUGUAAAUAUUUGUAAAAAAAUUGCACAUAGGAUGAUAGCAAUCAUUUAAUGUAAUUUACAUAUUUUUUUUGUUACUUUAUAUAAUCAGAUGGUGUCUCUUUGCUAAUGUGACUUUUUCAAAUCAACUUUUUUUUUAUGUCCAGGGGUAAUGCAUCCCCAUCUAAUUUGAUUUCUCAGCUGAUGUUUUUUUUUUUUUUUACUUAAACUGGAACAUUAUGUUUUUGCUUAAUAUUUUAUACUUGACUUUACUGUAAUAACUCACAGCUGGGUCUUUGUAACCUGAGAUUA
Clarias gariepinus (North African catfish) is the source of this 990-nucleotide messenger RNA. RefSeq names its product suppressor APC domain containing 1 (gene sapcd1). The transcript has 4 exons. The record is from RefSeq and is a predicted model, not a curated record. Lineage: Eukaryota; Metazoa; Chordata; Actinopteri; Siluriformes; Clariidae. The coding region runs from base 118 to 600 and encodes 160 amino acids.